AUGUCUAGUGGUGAACAAUAUCUAGGCUACGAAAUUCUACGUUCUUACUUCGAGAAGCGCGAUACUUGGUCAUUUCGCGAGUUUCUAGUUCUGAAUCGAGAUGAUAUAAUAACAAUUCCUCCUGAUUGUGGUGAGUGGUUUGGCCUUGAAGCAGCCUGGAAGACUCGAUAUCUGAGUGCUAUCAAGGAUUUGAUUCCCGAUAAUUACGAAGCAUUGAAAAAAAAGCUUAACGAUGAGUGUUCUGAUAAAAAAUUAAUGAUGUAUUGGGAAGAUAUCCUCUGUGUUAAAAAAGAAUUGUUGGUGAAAACAAUUCACAAAAGAGGAACUCUGAAUAUUCUUAGUGAAACAGGAAGAUACUAUUCUAAAAAAUUGGCUUUUGACAUAGAAGGUGAAUCUAUCUCAAUAACACCAACUGGAUCCAGUUCAUCAGGUAGGAUGCAAGAUACAGAGAAGGAGUAUAAAUCCGUAAGCAGACUUACCAAGAGAUUUCUGGACAAUGCUGAAACAAGCUCAUCGAAACGGUUAACAAAGGAGACACAUGAACAAGACUCAGAAUCAAGUGAUGGCUUAUACCCCAAUUCGGUUGACCCAGAUUCUGAGGGACAAGAUGAUGGAUAUAUGACUCCAACACCGUGUUCUAUUGAAGAUCCUUUUGCAGAAGGCGAAGAGGUCAUAAUCACUGAUGUCUCUUCACAUAUACCAUCAUCGAGUUCAGAAUUCGACAUGCAUAUAAACGAUGUUAACAUAUCCGCCAGGUUUAGGAAAUAUGUUGACGGGGCUGUAUCACUGGCAAAGACUAAGGGAUUAUACGUCGAGAUGAAUACUCAUGAAAUUUUAUCACUUUCAUCAAUCCUUGUUCUUAUUCCAAACUCGUACCCGGCUAAAAUGGUGGAAUAUUUUGGCCUAGACUUGCUGGAAGCAAUACAUCGAGAAUGUAUGCCGAGGUUAUCUCUACAGUUAGACAUAGAAAUUGAAAAUGUAUAUAGACGCGUGGUGAAAACAUGUUUGAACGAUUCACGUGAGAAGGGUAUCAAACUACUAUCUACAAAUAUUGCUCAAAAAGAUGAACUUAUAGACAAUUUUGGAUUUUUGAUCUUAGAUCUGAUACGCACUCUGCCAUAUGAGAAGAUCAGAAACGAACCAAGUGAAUUAACAUUAAUAACAAACUAUUUAGACAGAAUCAUGAAAAGUGCCUUUCAUAUGCCUGACAAACAUAUAGUUCGUUGGCCGAAUACAGCUCUUACGGAAAGCAAAGUAAGGAAAUUCGAUGGAUCAAGGACGAAACAGCCGGACUUUGUUAUUUCAGUUAAUUAUCAAUCUCGAGCGACAAACGUGGUCUUUGUUGGUGAAGUGACUGGUCCAGCUGACCAACAUAACGUAUAUAAGAAUUGCCUCGAUCUAGUGAGGAUCGGAGUAUUUAUGAAAGAUUGUGUCGAUGCAGCGAUUUCUCGGGAAGCGGGUAUCAAGAUAUUGGGCUUCCAGUGUAUUGCAUAUAAAAUAGAUUUCUACGUACUGGAUCUUCGAGCUCAAGGAUUAUAUACGAUGUCCCAUAUUGCGCAGAUUUCGAGCUCAAAUCGUCCUUCAAAAGACCAACACUGA
This is a messenger RNA of Paraglomus occultum, 1599 nucleotides long. The record is from the annotation of a GenBank genome assembly. NCBI's taxonomy places the organism in Eukaryota, Fungi, Glomeromycota, Glomeromycetes, Paraglomerales, Paraglomeraceae.